This is a messenger RNA of Camelina sativa (false flax), 390 nucleotides long. RefSeq names its product putative defensin-like protein 298. NCBI's taxonomy places the organism in Eukaryota, Viridiplantae, Streptophyta, Magnoliopsida, Brassicales, Brassicaceae. The record is from RefSeq and is a predicted model, not a curated record.
AAUAUAUAUAUAUAUUUUUUUUAAAUCUUAAAACUUUUUUUAAUAAACACGAGAUUUCAAGUUAAGAUGGCAUCAAAGGCAACAUUGCUCAUUUUGUUCGCUCUCUUUCUUUCAUAUACCUUGUUGGCGAGUAUUCCAAGUGUUGAAGCUCAGUUGAUAGUUCCAUGCAAGACAUCAGAGCAGUGCAAAUCAAUUCGAUGUUCGAACGGAAGCGCGCAAUGUGUGAACAAACAAUGCCAAUGUCCAAGCGUCAAACAGAUUUAUUCGAUGAAUGUUAAGACUGCUGUGUCAUGUAAGAUGGUCUCUGAUUGUUUUGCGUCUCCUCAAUGCCCGGACGGUUUACGUGCUUGCAUUGGAGGCAAAUGUAUUUGUUUGCCUUAGCAUGUUCAA